This is a messenger RNA of Leucoraja erinaceus (little skate), 4288 nucleotides long. RefSeq names its product protein disulfide-isomerase TMX3-like. Gene Ontology annotation, cellular component: endoplasmic reticulum. Gene Ontology annotation, biological process: peptidyl-cysteine oxidation. Gene Ontology annotation, molecular function: protein disulfide isomerase activity. Bases 1 to 1218 code for a protein of 405 amino acids. Lineage: Eukaryota; Metazoa; Chordata; Chondrichthyes; Rajiformes; Rajidae. The transcript has 14 exons. The record is from RefSeq and is a predicted model, not a curated record.
AUGACCCUUAUUGCAACAGUUAUGGAGCAUAAAAGUGCUCAAGUUUUGAAGAUGCUUCAGAGCACAGGAUUCGAACUCUGGGGAGAAUGUGUUGCCUCUGAAUUCGGAGUCCGAGGAUAUCCAACUAUCAAAUUAUUAAAGGGAGAUCUUGCAUAUAAUUACAGAGGACCUCGUACCAAAGAGGAUAUAAUUGAAUUUUCUAACAGGGUGUCGGGACCGUUAGUGAGAUCACUUCCCACUCAACAACUCUUUGAUCACAGGCAACAGAGGCAUCUGGUUUUCUUUGUUUACGUUGGUGGUGAAUCUCCUCUGAAGGAGAAGUUCUUUGAAGUGGCAUCAGAAAUGAUUGUGUAUACCUACUUCUUUUCUGCUUCAGAGGAUGCUUUGCCACAGGAUGUCGCUGUCCAGGAACUUCCUGCUGUGUUGGUGUUCAAAGAUGGAACCUAUUACACGUAUGAUGAAUAUGAAGAUGGAGAUAUGUCCUCAUGGGUGAAUAAAGAAAGAUUCUUAGGAUAUCUUAACAUUGAUGGUUUCACUUUAUAUGAACUUUCAGAGACGGGAAAGCUAGUGGUGGUUGCAGUUAUUGAUGGCAAGAAUUCAUCUGAAGAACAUGCCAGCUUAAAGGACAUUACUCAUGAAGUUGCUACUGGUUACAGGGAGCAGUUUCACAGGGAUUUCCAGUUUGGGCACGUGGACGGAGCUGAUUACAUCAACGGUGUCAUUAUGGAUGAGGUUGCUGUUCCUUCCAUUGUGGUGCUGAAUACCUCAAACCAACAGUAUUUUGUACCAGAAACCCCAAUUAUGAGCAUUGAGGACUUGAUUAAAUUUAUUAAUAAAAUCUUGGAAGGAUCUGCAGAAGCACAGGGAGGAGACAGUUUCUUUUAUCGUGUUAGAAGACUGCUAUAUGAUGGAAAAUCCACCAUUUUAUCCGUUUUUAAGGCCUCCCCACUCCUGGGCUGCUUUCUCUUUGGUCUACCUUUGGGUGUUAUCAGCAUCAUGUGUUACGGAAUCUGGUCAGCAGAUGGGGAAUAUGAACCAGAAGAAGGAGAACUGCUUCAGGAUGAAGCCAUUGAACAGGGAGAUGCGGAACCCAGUGAUGGAGAAAAGGAGGAAAACGGUGAUGAAAAUCAAAAGGGUGGUGAAGUUAAAGAAAAUUCAGAGGAGCUCAAAGAUGAAGAACUGGAGGAGAAAAGCAUGGUAGAAAAGAAAACUGAUUAAUAUAUAGUUUAUGAAUUCCCUUUAGGAUUUCAAAACUAAGUGUGAGUCACAUUUGAACAUCAGUGGAAAAUAUUGGAAAUAAAACACAAGUGAUGUGUUUGCCUUAGAUUGAUCUGUACCUUUGCAGAGACCAACUGGGCUACAAGAACUUUGAUCAUGUGAAUUAUAUUUUGUUCUUUAGAUGCAGAUAGUUUCCGUGGAAUCUCUGCCAUUAUGGAAGAAGAGACUUGGUUGUUAAUGUAAAUUGGCAGAAAUUCAAGAAUUCCCUAUAGUUUGGUCUUCUGACCUCAAUGUCCAAGGCUUGGGUGCAAUGGCACAUGUAGUUAACAAAGAAACAUUAGCAGGGUUAUAAGAGUGAGAUGAUGCUUUAGACAAGGGUUUUGGCCCACAAAAUAUCGGGAGAUGGAUAAGAAUUUCCACAGUAAGUUUAAAUACACCGUCAAAUGUCAUACAUAUAAAACAGUAGAUGAGUAAAUGUUCAUUGUACAUGGUAAUAUCAAUCUUUCGGUUUCAUUUCCCUGACUUAAAAAUUGGAUUGCCUAAUAAAGGAUAUCAUGUCAUUUUGAGCAAUUUUAUAUUUAGAAAAUAACUGGUUUUAAAAAGAAUACUCAAAUGUCCUUGAGACUGCUGCCUCAUUGAAUUUCCUUAUAAUUAUAAAGAUUGCCACUUUACCAUCUAAACUCUGGCUUUUGAAAAUAAAAGCAAUUUGGUUGUUUCAUUAUAAAAGGAAAUCAAGUGACCAUUUUCCCAUUCUUCAUGUUACGACCAAUGUAAUGACUACAGUAUCUAUCAUGUCAUAGGAACAAUGUGAACAAAGAAGUAAAACUGUGAUUAUUUUGUAAUUUCAUAUAUGAUAAUUGCAUACGUUAAAUCAAAUUAUACAAUUAUGGAUGUGCAAUAUCUGCAAAUGAGCAGUUCAGAUAUAUACAAACUAUUGCUGCAGCACAUGAUAUUUGAGUUUCCUAUUAUAUUAUACUAGGUAGUGCAUUGCUAGUGUUGCAUUAGUUAGGAGUACACCAAGAUAAGGUGUUGAUAUUUAAGUUUCAUAUCAAGAUAGAUCUUCAACCAUUCUUUACAAACAAAAAUAAAAGAAGAUUUAAGAACUUUUUUUUAAAAUCCUGCCACGUUGCUUACCUGGGAUUUGAUGCCUCGUCAUGCUGGCAAUUACGUAUAAGAUAUAAAAUUACUGUAGGAAAACAAGAUCCUUGCAAAUGCUUACACUGGUUACCCACCUUAUUUCUGCAAAAGCAUCUACACAUUCUCCUUACGUCUGAUGUCUAAAAUGCAGAAUUAUUUGUAGUCCAAAUGGUGCCUUGCAGGAGAAGAACCUUAACUCAGUACAGUGCAUUUUUUAUAAGAAGCCUCAGUAAACUAAGUAUUGCAGUGCAUACAAUAUUAGUUAUCUGCAGGGCUGCAAACUGUAUUUAUAUGAUGGUGAUAGAACGAUUAGCAGCUACAAAUAAAAUACACUUCCUUCAGAAGAUGUCAGAACAUUUUUUUCUUUUUUUUUUUUAAAUCCUCCAAUCUAAUUUACUCUCGGAUCUUUGCACCAAGUUUUUUUUUUAAAUUUGUAACAGUUCAAAUAAACCACAUGCUUCUGCUGUCACAUCUCCGGGUUGAUGCAAAAUUUGUGGUUUGUAUCUAUUCUCAAUGGGUCAUCUUGCUAUAUCCCAAAUUUGUUAUGAUGCUACUAAUAUACAGGUUUUGAAUGACUUUGGUUUAUUGAUUUGGGACCAGGGAAAAAAAGCUGUCUUCAUUUCCUGCACUGUACUAACUUAGUUAUCUCCUACUGCUAUAUGCAGUAUAAAUACUGCAGCCUAGCUUAAAGUUAAAUAGAGGGAGAACUGAGCAGGGUUCUUAAUUCAAUCUAUGUGGUGACUGGUCACAGUGACCCAACAAUUUGUAUAAAUGUGGGGUGAAAGCAGGAUUGGAUUGAUAUGGACAUUUUCUCUUUUCCGAUAGUCAUCUGCCACUUGUGGCCUUGCCUCGUGUAUAGGGAAUCAGCCACACGUGAGACAGAAGGGUCAUUAUUCUGAUGGUAAAACCAGUCAGAAUCAGUCUGACUAAAUUGUAUGUUUUUCACAAAUAGAGUGACCGACCAACCACCCUCAAUAGAAAUUGGAGUUAUUUGGAAAGGAUUGCUUACAAUAAAAAACUGAAGGUACAAUGUGGCUGACAUGCAUAUACUUGUUCCUUGUCAUUUAUAAUACAGCAUGUGGAACCAAUCUUCUGUUUCAAUGUCACACCAAGCACUGGAGUACAAAAUGCAAUUGACCAAGGUUUACUUUACAAAUUUUAUGCAUAUCUGUCAGGACGCAGUAAAAAAACAGCAAUGCGUAUUGAAGAGAGUUUCCCUUUAUGUGCCUCAUUAUGUUCCGUUUCAUUAUGUGAAACUUUUUUCAUGUUUCUCAAAUGGCUUUGUAUGGUGUGAAUACUGGAUAAAGACCAAAAAUUGUCGAGUUUAUUGACAUAUAUGCACAAGUACGGUGAGGUACAAGUACAAUGAAAAUCUUCAUUCAUGCAUCUGUACUCUCCAUUCAUGCUGUUACAAUAAAUUAACCUGCUCUGUAGCUUUCAUUCUAGUCUGAUAAAAAUGCUUGCAUUUCUGCUGCAAUGUAGCCAGCGUGUGUUGCAUUUCUGCUGCAAUGUAGCCAGCGUGUGAAUGACAUUAAACUCAGCGUAAACGAUUACAGUUACCGCUAUCCAAUACAUAGGUCAAUGGAUAUUAAUUUAGAAUUUGUAAAAUGGCUAUGUUCAUUUUCGUGAGGCUUUGCACUAUAAGAAAAUGUUAACUACUGUUGGUUCUGUGAACAGACAAAACCCACCCGUGAAAUUUCGAGCAACAUUUUGCUUACUUCUGGAUGGCUUGUUUUUAUUGCAGAUUUAUGUCUGGUUUUCACAUUACGUUUGAUCAUAGAAUGCUGAUAAGUAACCUAACUCAACUUAUCUCAGAAAAAAAAGUUACUGUUGCAAGUUUGCUGUCAAAUACCACUGACAGCUGUAAGAAUUAAUUUUGUUAUGCUGCAAUAUGGAUUUGGCUUUUUGUAUAAAUAAAGUUCAGAAACCUUUA